This is a messenger RNA of Paralichthys olivaceus (Japanese flounder), 1676 nucleotides long. NCBI's taxonomy places the organism in Eukaryota, Metazoa, Chordata, Actinopteri, Pleuronectiformes, Paralichthyidae. The record is from RefSeq and is a predicted model, not a curated record.
AUGAAAUCUAACGCUCUCUCUGAAACGAACAGGAUCGACCAGCAGUGGCAGUAUCGCAUCUACUGCAAGAGCCUGAGGCCCAAUGAACAGAACCUGCUGCACCAGUACCUGCAGAGAUCCACACGGACCGAGGUACAGGAGUACACAGGAGAGUACACAGGAGAGUACACAGGAGAGUACACAGGAGAGUACACAGGAGAGUACACAGGGUCAGACCAGCAGCAGGAUCCAGAUGAGAGUAAACUGAAGUUGCAGCUGGAUGGAGACAGUUGGACGGUAAGUUCACCUUCUAAGCUGAGCAGCCUGAAGCGUCUGGUUCAUCUGGACAUUGCGGAGAACAGGUUUGUGUCGAUCCCCGUCUGCGCUCUGAGGAUGAGCGUCCUGCAGCUGUUGGACCUGAGCCACAACCGUCUGAGCGACCUGCCGCAGGACAUGGACAGGUUGGAGCAGCUGGUCUCUCUGUUCGUCCAUAAGAACAACCUGUCCUACCUCCCCCACUGUCUCACCCACAUCUCCACGCUCAGGAUGAUCGUCGUCAGCGGCGACGAGCUCACCUGCAUCCCGACCAAACUGUGCCACAACCCCAACAUCAAAUUCAUUCGACUGUGCGACAACGUGACGAGCGCAGAGAAGAAGAAGAAAGAGGAGAAGAAAGUAAAGAGGAGGAGGUGGAGAGAGCUGGGGAAGGAGGAGGUGAAGGACGGCAGAGAGAAGGAGUUCAUCGAGGCGUACAUCAGCACGCUGACGGACAGAGACACCGUCCCAUACUCCACCACCAAGGUGUCCAUCUCCUGCCUGCUGUGAGGAAGAGGAGGAGGAGGAAGGUUUCACACCAUGUGACAGUUUGAUACUUUUAUAAAUUAAAAAUUAAAAGACUGUAAGUCACAGUAAGUUUCUGAAUUUAGUCAUAAGUUCAAAAUGACAGAAAAAGGACAGUGUAAUUUAAGUCUAAAUAAAAUGAAGAAUGAAAUCUGUCAAAGUUUUGAGAGAAAUCAGGUUUUUACAUUUAAAGUUUUGAAUAUUUCAUUUGGUUUUUUUCAUUUUUUGUCAGGAAUGAGUUUCUUUAAUCUUUUAAAGUGUAAUUUAAGUUUUGUUUUUCUAAAGAAUUCCUGAGUGAGUGAAUCUUUUGUUUUCAGAUUCACUUCACAAAAAUAACUUCAUUCCAAAAACCAGAUUUUCAACAUUGAACCAGUUCAACUCUGAAGUUCGUCUUUCCCCCACCGUUACACAAACAUGAUUAAAUCUUAUAUUUCACCUCUGAUUUUCUGGGAUUUGAGAGAAACUUGUCACAGUCGGGUUUUGGUUGAAAAAACUAGAUUCAUCAGUUCAAAUAGUAAAAGAGAAAAAAGCUCAGAUAGAUUUAAUAUUUGCAUUUAAACAGGAUUCAUUCCUGUUUAAAUGCAAAUGUGUAGUUUUAAACAGUGUGUUCUUCUGGUGAUUUCAUUUAUUUCAGGUCAAAUAUAUUUUUGUUAGACAGCGAAGUUGAGCUGCAACAUAAUUUAGUAAUAAUCAGAUUUACCAAAAUCUCAUUAUGAUUGUGAUACAUUUGUGUAGAGUAAAAAAACCAGCGAUGUUAUUUCUGUAAUUAUCUUAAAAAAUAAGAGUUUAUCUAUAUAUUUUUAUUCAUGUGGUGCUCUGAUACUGAAAUGUGUGUUUGUGGGCGUGUUGUUUUAAAA